Molecule: messenger RNA, 1417 nt
Organism: Phytophthora nicotianae INRA-310
Lineage: Eukaryota; Oomycota; Peronosporomycetes; Peronosporales; Peronosporaceae
Exons: 2
Coding region: 574-1263 (229 amino acids)
Source: RefSeq, a predicted model, not a curated record
CCUGCUGUACCUGAACGUGCUCCGUCCUAUUGACUGCCUCGGUCGUGACUGCCAGCAUGUUCUGUCUAGUCCCAUUCCUCUUCGAGAAGUUAAGUUGGUGCCUGCUCAUAAAGCUGCUGACCCAUCCCUUGGAGAAGCUCAUGUCCGAGGGCAACUGCAUCUCUUGCGCCAUUUCCAUGGCCUUGGUCUGGACGGCGGCGCGCGUCAUGCACCCGCCGCGCUCCAUUUCCUCGUGCACCCAGCGCAGUAUCGUCUGGUCUAGUUCAGGAUAUUUUACUUUUCGCGCGGCGCGGAAUCCGGGCGGCACCGCGGUGCUCAGCAGUUUGUCCUUGUCCCGUAGCAAAUUGGAGAUGGUGGCCUGUGUAGGCUUGCUUUCCAGGCCGAACGCCUCCUUCGCCCAAAGCGCCAAGUUGCGCUGCGUCCAUGAGGGCUCCUCCUCCUUCUUCUGGAUGAUCGCUAGCUUCUCCCCGUACGUCAAGUUGCGGCGAGUUCGGCGCGCAGGCUGUAAUAACGUUAAAAUAAACAUGACUGUCAAAAAGCGUCCGCCGAUUGGCGCCAUUUUCUGAUCCGAAGAUGGCACGGAAACCGGCGUUGACGAAGGAGCAGAGGGUGGCGAUCGUGCGCCAGAGCAAUAAGCAACCCGAGUGGAAGCAGAAGCAGUUGGGCGAGUGGGUGGCCGACACGUUCCAGCUAAGUUUCGUGCCGUCGCAGCCCACCAUAUCCAUCGUCUUGCGGCAGGCGGGGAAGCCCCCCAAGCCUCGAGCAAGUACCAAGCGGCCGCCUGUGCCAGUCAAACCUCCCAAACCGAAGAUAGUCAAGUGUCCACAAGUAGAGAAGGCAAUGUUGUAUUGGUUGGAGACACAGAUUUCCAAGGAUGAGGCCGUUACGGUGACCAAAGUGCAGACCAAGGCGAAGGAGCUCGUGCAGCAGGGCAAGGCCACGGUGGACGGCUUCGUCGUGUCGGACACCUGGGUCGAUAGUUUCAUGAGACACCAUGUUCUAAAUUGUCUUUUUGGAUUGUCGGACGCGGAGACGACGGACGAUGAGGAGAAUGAAGAGAACGUUGAAGUUGUCAAUGCUAUUGCAAAGAGUGCGGAGAAGGGCAAAGCGGGCAAGACAAGUCGCCGAGUGGUAAGGACGUUAGUGGAGAAGAAGGACUCGCGCACACCAGCGACGGCGAAAGCGAGUGCACCACCGGCAGGGAAGAGGAAACGAGACAGUAAAGGCAACGGACCGAGCCGACAGGUGAAAAUGCGAAGAUAAAUUAAUCAUGAAGAAAGCGGCAGAUAAUGAUUGCAUUGGAUAAAGGUGUGAUGCUUUUGUUGUUGAUGUUUGUUGCGGCGAAAAUAACGAUUCCUGCAAGUAUGUUGCAAGGAAGAAGAGAUGGUUGUACUGUGAAGAUGGAGCCAUAAAUGGC